CGCGAGCCGCGGACCGGCGAGCGAGGGGUCCUGUCAUUAGUACCUUGCACACUGUCUGUUGGUUCUGUGUUUUCCUCUCUGCGAAAUGGGGGCGACCAAACAGCUUUUGGAAGCUGUCGUAAAAAAGUCAGGCCAGACGGCACUACCGCUGCAGAUUGAAGACUUUUCCCUUUCUUCUUCUCCCGUUUUAUUCGCUUCCUUUUCCCUUCUUUUAAUGCUACGUUGAUCUACCGUCUUGGAGCGAUCUACAGCUCAUUUUCGUCCCUCCCAAAAUGUCAGCGCCUAAGCACCCCGAGGGCAGUACUGAGUCCCCCGCCCAAAACACAUCGCAAAUGUUCGAACUCAACGAGAAAAAAGACUACGACGCGUCCAACUCGCCCGUCUCCGACGAUGAUGCCCACAAGGAAAUCGGUGUAGGAAGGGUCGAGGCCUUCAACAAGGUCCUCUACCAGUCUGGCAAGAAGGGCAAGAUCCUGCUCUGGCUUCUUGGUAUCUCCAUUGGUCUUACCAUGUUCGCCUACGCUCUUGACAUGGGUAUCACGACUACAAUCUUUGGAACGCUUGCGGCUUCGACUUUUGGUGUUCAUAGUCAGCUCGGUACUGUCAAUACGGCUGGUCAGAUCAUUCGUGCUAUUAGCAAGCCUUUCAUUGGAAAGCUUGCUGAUAUUACUUCUCGGCCUACCACUUACGUCGUGGUGCUUGCUUUCUAUGCUGUCGGCUUUGCUGUCGCUGCUAGCGCCUCGGGCUUCACUGCCUACACUGUUGGUAUCUGCUUCACCUCAGUCGGCAAGUCUGGUCUUGAUCUUCUCAGCGACAUCAUUGUCGCUGACUUGACUCCUCUCGAAUGGCGAGGCUUCUUCAGUGCUUGCCUUUCUCUACCCUUCAUCGUCACUGUGCCUGUUAACGGCUUCAUCGCUGAUGGCUUCUAUGAAGAUUGGCGAUGGGGUCUCGGCAUGUUCGCCAUCCUCGUUCCCGCCCUUCUCGUCCCUGCCAUUCUGACCCUCUAUACCAUGCAGCGACGUGGUGAAAAGGCCGGAAUGGUCACCAUGGCCGAUUCCAAGGACGUUCGAAUGGGUCGCACUGAGGCCACGCCCAAGAACCUGACCUAUUGGGCCAAGCUCGCGUACCGUGGUCUAAUUGACAUCGACAUUGUUGGUCUUAUUCUGCUUGGCUUUGCUUUCUCUUUGAUCCUUCUGCCUAUCACCUUGGCCAAGAGCGCAAAGGGCGGAUGGAACAACCCAAGCAUGAUCGCCAUGAUCGUCGUUGGCUUUGUUGUUCUCAUCUUGUUUGGUCUGUAUGAGAUGUAUCUCGCCCCCAAGCCCAUGAUGACCAAGCGCAUUGUCAAGAACCGUGCCUUUGUUGCUGGUGUUAUUAUUCACAUCUUCAACCAGAUGGCUUCUUCUGUUCGCAACACCUACUUCUCGUCUUACAUCCUCAUCAUCAAGGAGUGGACUACAUACCAAUGGACCAUCUUCCUUGGAAUCACUACCAUGGGUCUCUGCUUGGUCGGCCCUGUUGUUGGAUUGAUCCAUCGUGUCUCCCAUCGCUACAAGGGUCUCAUGAUCUUUGGUGCUGCUGCCAGGAUUCUUGGCUAUGGUCUUCUCAUCAGCCCCAACGGAAUGAUGACCCAGGACACUGCUCGCCUCGUCGCUGCUCAGCUCAUCUUCUGCCUUUCUUCCCUCAACGUCGUUGGUGCUCGAGUUGGUGUUCAGGCCUCUGUUCCCCAUGAUGACGUUGCUUCUCUCAUCUCCAUCAUCACUUUGUGGUCUACUCUUGGAUCCAGUAUCGGUAGUGCUGUUGCGACGAGCAUCUGGACUGAGGAGAUGGUGGCUCAAAUGCAUGUCGAGAUGCCCGAUGUUGACGACACCACCAUCGCCACCAUCUACGGUAACAUCAAGACUCUCAAGACGUAUGACUUCUUUGACCCCAUCCGUCAGGGCUCUAUCCGCGCCUACGCCAUCGUCAACGGACACAUCACCAUCGCUUCCAUCUGCUUGUCCUGCAUUCCUCUCAUCGCUUCUCUCUUCAUGCCCAACUUCUACCUUGGCAAGCAGCAGAACGCUGUCAACAACAAGGGUCUUGAUGGUGAGGUUGUCGAUGUUCCAGACCAGAAUGGACCGAGAGACGCAAACGCGACUCAGCAAGAGCCUGCAACAUUCAUGCAGAAGCUGGCUGCUUUGUACCGAAAGUAGAUACUACCAAUCUUUGAAUGUGAGGUCUUAAUGAGAGACCAGAAGGGAACUCUCUGGGCCAUGGGAUGAGGCUGCCAACGGGGCGUUCUCAGUCACCAGUAUCUGACGCUCACUUACCAGAACAUUACCCAGAAUUAUAGCUACAACUACCUUAAUACUAUCACUACAGCUCACAUUCAGUGGGUUUAUAGUCAAGUUCAACCAUUCGCGUGUAUCCUCAAUUUUGCCUCAGAAUGUGACUAAAUGUUAUAAAAACUAUAAUUUCUGUGGC
This is a messenger RNA of Fusarium odoratissimum NRRL 54006, 2463 nucleotides long. RefSeq lists its product as uncharacterized. The record is from RefSeq and is a predicted model, not a curated record. Gene Ontology annotation, biological process: transmembrane transport. The transcript has a single exon. Gene Ontology annotation, molecular function: transmembrane transporter activity. Bases 273 to 2192 code for a protein of 639 amino acids. Lineage: Eukaryota; Fungi; Ascomycota; Sordariomycetes; Hypocreales; Nectriaceae.